UGUCGGUGUCGGAAUCCUCAUUGUCAACAGACUAGACUGAGGUGCAGGAGGAUUGGGAGCUCCUGUGAGCACACUCUGUUGAGUGUGUGUGUGUGUCGGGAUGGAGGCCAACGGAGUGUCGCCUGAUGAUCUCCUGGAGCGUCCAUGGCUUCCUGUCAGCAUUGAUGGCUGCCAUCUGCUCGCCAAGAGCUGGUUUGGAGAGACAAGGUGCCGCAUCCUGCUGACUGACCUGCACUGCGUGUGGGAGGAGACGAUGCACACGGCAGCCAUCCAGAGCCGAGCACAGGAGCUGAACAAGCGCCUGCAAGCCCCAGUCGAAGCGUUCUUCGCUCACCUGUGCGAGGUGGUUCAGCCCUAUCUGUCAGGAAGUGGCCGGCCGCACGAAGGCGAAGCGCACAUCUCUUUGAUGCGACUUGAUGGUGGCAACAUGGUCUUGAGGCUGAAGAGCAAACUAGCAGGGCUGCCCUUCUUUUGGGAGUUUCGCUGCACCCCAGCUCCCAUCACUGUGGUGUGUCUUCACCUGGUGCGCCCCCUGCUGUCCAUGAGCCACGUGCUCCACCAGCAGGUCGAGCUGUUGGAAGGUUUGCUGGCCAGGAAGGAUGCUGAGAUCCAGGAUUACAAGGAUAAUGGAGCCACUCUCAGCAGAGCCCGCCUGCAGACAGAUAUUUUUGACCAACACACCUACAGAAGCAGCUUCUUGGCAAAGACUCUCCCUCUGGUUUGUUCUGACCAUCGCGGCUCCCGAAACUUCAGCGGCAACCUGCAGGAGCUUUACGCUGCGGUCGUGGCGCACGGAAACGCACGCAAACGCAAACUGUCUGAGCAGGACGAGCGGGUUGCGGCACAUCCUGACCUCACACCAGCCACAGGUGGUAAGGCAGACGCUGAAGCAGGAGAAGAAGACAGCGACCGGAAACAGACAAGUCAAGUGGAGGAACCAAAAACCAACUCAGCCCCAGCACAGCAGGUUGUCGUCACCUGCCGCCGUGCUGAGCGAGCGUCUUCCAAAGCAAAGAAGAAGAAAGUGGUGGGCUUGUUCCGAUGACUGCCAGCAGUAUGAAACACAAACUGUCAUUUUAAAGGAGGACAUUUUAAUUAGUUUUAGAUGGAUUUUAAUCAUUUUAUACUAUUUUAUUUUUUUUUAGCAUGGGACAUGUCGGCAUUUUAUCUGAUUAUGAAUAUUGACAAUAAAUUGCUUGGAAGUUAUUUGCGGAAUCAACUCCAAAACAACUCAAGAUGAUGAAAAUGACGUACUGUAGCCACUUCAGACAUGCUUAACAAGUCACAUUCAGGAACAUCACUUGCCUACAUUUGCACAAUGCAACAUGUCUGAAAAGGAGCAGGCAGAAGUGCAGUUAAUUUAAUCCUACCCUUUCCACGGGUCUCUUGCUGCUAAUUCAUUCACACCACAUCUUAUACAUUUUUGCAAUUUGCUUACAUUUUAUCAUAAAGGGGAAAAAAAGGGAAGGUGUUGAAAAAAGUAAUCAAAUUCAAUAAAGUUAAUAUGCAAAUAUAGUUUGUGCAGUGUUUACGGGAAAUAAGGAAUAAAAAUGUUAAAAAAUAGA
Messenger RNA from Dunckerocampus dactyliophorus (ringed pipefish), 1565 nucleotides. It is a transcript of the gene nhej1, whose product is annotated as nonhomologous end-joining factor 1. The transcript is spliced from 8 exons. Gene Ontology annotation, cellular component: DNA ligase IV complex; nucleus. The coding region runs from base 101 to 1045 and encodes 314 amino acids. The record is from RefSeq and is a predicted model, not a curated record. Lineage: Eukaryota; Metazoa; Chordata; Actinopteri; Syngnathiformes; Syngnathidae. Gene Ontology annotation, molecular function: DNA end binding. Gene Ontology annotation, biological process: double-strand break repair via nonhomologous end joining.